AUGCUAAGCUACACCUUCAUUGGGAUCGUGUGCUCUGUGGUAGGAAACUUCCUCAUCUCCUUAGCCUUGAACAUCCAGAAGUACGCCCAUACCAGGCUUCAACAACCACAAAGUGCUAUCCCGGAAACUCCGACUGAAGCGACGCGACUUCUAGCAGCAGGAAGAGGAGGACUAUCAUCACCAUCGGAUUCCCCUGUUUUAUCACCCACCACCACCGAUUUGAAAAAAUUAGAAACCAACUACUUAGGCAGUCCUUACUGGUGGUUAGGGGCCGUGGUAAUGACCAUCGGCGAGUCUGGUAAUUUCAUCGCCUAUGGGUUUGCUCCGGUAUCCGUUGUAUCUCCGCUCGGAAUCAUCACCAUCAUCUCCAAUUGUACCAUUGCUCCUCUCAUUUUCCAUGAGCCUUUGAGACUUCGUGAUUUAACCGCCACGAUGUUGGCGUCGUUUGGCGUGCUUUUGGUCAUCGUUUCCUCGAUAAACAGCAAUGGUGGUGACAAUAAUGGCAACAAAGACCCAGAGAAAAACGCUGCCGAUUUUAUUUAUGAGGUUUUGACAUCUCCAUCUUAUUUAUACUACGUGAUCACUACCCUUUUCAUUGCCGGAAUAUUGAUUUUCCAAUUAGAUUUGUUGAAAAAUAAGCUCCAGAAAAACGGUACCACAAAGAUAAAAAACUUGUACACUUUUGGCAAUAUUUUAUUAGUGGCGAUAUUUGGAGCCCAUACCGCGAUGGCCACAAAAUGUUUAUCCACCCUUAUUGAAUUCUCGGGUUCUGCUCACGAACUUCUUUCGGGAAUACAGACCUAUUAUUUAUUGAUGGUACUUGUGUUGACGGCGAUUUGUCAAAUCAAGUACCUUAACAACAGUUUACGGAUCGAAACAUCGACAAAAGUCAUUCCUACCCAUUUUGUGUUUUUUACGAUUUCUGUGUUGACGGGUUCAGCUAUAGUUUUCAAAGAUCAAAACGGCAAACAGUCAUGGCAAGUGGUGUUAUUCUUCGUGGGCUGUGUAUUAACAUUUGUUAGCGUGUUUCUAAUUGCCGGGGGGAGUAAAAACCCUGCAGACAUAAGUAAUGAUGAAGAAAGACGCAUCCAAGAUCAUUUGAAUUUCUCAGAAGUGCUGGAAACUAAUGAUAAUUUCUUGACCGGUAUCAGUCAUUUUGAUAACUACCCACAAAAUGGAUUGGGGGCCACCAAAUAUUAUUCAAUGAACACUGAAAACAACGACGACAUCAAACGUAACAGCCACCAAUAUUGGGAAUUCCAAUUUAAAGUGCCAUCGUUGCAUAUUCCAAACCCAAAUCAACCAUCGAGGAUUAUGGGUAAAAAAGAUAGCAAGAUGAGUUUGCUCAGUGCCGUCUCAGUAUCUCAUGGCCAUAAUAACAUUCUUACUGACUCCUUGAACCAAUCUCCUGCCAAAGCCGAUUUCUAUACCAACCAACUUGAAUCAACAGACCUGGUACUUUCACAUAGCACUUCAAUCAAUGAGUCUCAGAACAUUAUUUUCAAUAAUGAUCGUGCCAUCGAUACCCAAUUUCUAAUGAUUCCUAAAACCCGAGCCCCAGCUUUGGAAGAGGCCGGUAAUGAUCUGCAACAACUGCAGUAUCAUAAUCUAAGUCGGUCAUUCCCUGGUGAGGAUAUGGUGAUCUCGAAUAAGGAAACCGUUGGUCAUAGGGCUAAUCGUCGAUCAAUGAACCGUCUGCGAAGUUUCAAUCGGUUGUAUGAAUUCAAUAAUAGUAAGAGUGAACUAGUCGGAAUACCUGGUAGUGGAAGUGUGUUGUUGAAUAAAGUGUUAUCAUCCACCUUGAACAGACCUGCUGCUGAGACUUCUCAGUAA
Messenger RNA from Saccharomycopsis crataegensis, 1833 nucleotides. RefSeq lists its product as uncharacterized. The transcript has a single exon. The record is from RefSeq and is a predicted model, not a curated record. Gene Ontology annotation, molecular function: magnesium ion transmembrane transporter activity. Lineage: Eukaryota; Fungi; Ascomycota; Saccharomycetes; Ascoideales; Saccharomycopsidaceae. Gene Ontology annotation, cellular component: membrane. The coding region runs from base 1 to 1833 and encodes 610 amino acids. Gene Ontology annotation, biological process: magnesium ion transport.